Sphaerulina musiva SO2202 is the source of this 855-nucleotide messenger RNA. RefSeq lists its product as uncharacterized. Lineage: Eukaryota; Fungi; Ascomycota; Dothideomycetes; Mycosphaerellales; Mycosphaerellaceae. Bases 1 to 855 code for a protein of 284 amino acids. The transcript has a single exon. The record is from RefSeq and is a predicted model, not a curated record.
AUGUCCACACCAACUCCCACCAACGGGCAACUCAGCAUCACCCGCACCAACAUAUCCUCACCACACCUCCCCUCCCCUCCCAGCACCCACGAAAGCAAAUCCCUCGCCUUCCUCAUCCAAACCUCCAUCCCCCAAGAAAUCUACGAUCAAAUCUACGACCUCACCAUCCUCAACCUCGACGCCAUCGACACCGACACGGCAAACAAAACCAAAAUCGUCCACAUCACCAAAACUUACACUCCACCCUGGCAACUGACUUCCCUCUCCACGCGUCGCACCCGCCACGAAUUCGCCCAACUUUUCUACACGGAAGCGAAUUUCUUGCUUCCGAAUAUCCAUUAUCAAUCUCCUGCUAUUACUAGCCCCAUCAACUCCCGCAACUCCCGCGCCCGCAACAACCCCCGCGAAUCCCGCAACAAAAACCAAAUCAAACCUCUCGCGCACAAAUGGCUCCAAAGUCUCCCACCCAGCCAUCGCGCAAUGUACUGUUCGCGACCACAAGGUUUCAUUUUUCAAGCUUUGCCGCAUGCGUAUUUGAGUGUGAUUCCGAGAGCGCGGUUGUGGAUUCAAGGGCUUGAGAGGGAGGAGGUUGAAUUGGUGAAGAAGGUGUUUUUGAUGAGGUGUAUGGGCAAGAAUGUGGAGAUUGAGAGGGAGAGGGCCAGAGGGGUUUGGAGGGCUGCGAAGAAGAAGGUUGUUGUUGUUGGUGGCGGGGGGAGAGAGGGGGAGGGGAAGAUGGGUUUUAAGAGGGGGGUUUUGAAGGUGGCGAUUUUGAGUAGGAAGGGGGUGGAGAAUGGGGGCGUGGUGAGGAGGUGGAUGUGGGAGAGGGAGAGGGUUGUGGAGGGAGUGAGUGAGUGA